GAUAGGAAUGUUAGAUAUAGGUAGUUCAAAUAGGUAAUAGAAAUUAGGGUAGGUUAGCGUAUUAAGGCCAUUGUUUGUAUUAUUGUUAACGACGUUUAAAUUCGGCAUGAUUUUUUUGGAUUCAUCGGAUGAAUUUCAAACUAAGCCAUGCUGCGUUUUCCUGCGUUCGUGUUUCGUUAUAAUUUUUUUGGCGACUGCACUUCUAGGGAUAUCUGCCGGGGGCCAAUGGAUAGUUAAAGGUGUCGGGCCUCGUUACGGUUUCAUUGCUUGUGCUGCUUUUGUGAUCGGUGCCGUGAUUGUGAUCUUUUGCAUUUUGCGGGCGUGUUCUGCAUGUGACAGCAGUCCAACCGAAGAUGGAGACGAUAUAAGCAAUGCAACAAGUUUUGAAAUAUUGCAAGACGAAGCACCAGUAGAAGAAAUUAAUUCUUACGACAUUUCACCGCAACAAGCGCGUCAAUUAAUAUCCGAAUUCUGUCAACACAUGUCGCCCGGAAGAUGGCACGAACAUUCGCUGGAACAAGGAUUUGUCGUUAAUCUCGAAGAUCGACCUCCAUCAUAUGACAAGUUAUCACUCAUAUCGGACCAAGAAGAAGCUCUUCGACCUAAGAUAGCUUCAAGUCAAUGCAGUGAUAUUUCACCACCAGACUACCAUCAAAUUUCUGAUUAAGUGAAUAAUUAUAUUAACCAAUAGCAUUACAUUGUUCGACAACUGAUAGUUUUAGGAAGAGAGGGAUUCAAAAUUUUAAAAACAUGUCCUCUUUAAA
Molecule: messenger RNA, 764 nt
Organism: Styela clava
Lineage: Eukaryota; Metazoa; Chordata; Ascidiacea; Stolidobranchia; Styelidae
Source: RefSeq, a predicted model, not a curated record